This is a messenger RNA of Homalodisca vitripennis (glassy-winged sharpshooter), 577 nucleotides long. RefSeq lists its product as uncharacterized. The record is from RefSeq and is a predicted model, not a curated record. The coding region runs from base 170 to 541 and encodes 123 amino acids. Lineage: Eukaryota; Metazoa; Arthropoda; Insecta; Hemiptera; Cicadellidae. The transcript has 5 exons.
UUGUAUUAAUGUUCCUACUGCUUGUUGUGUUAAAAUUCAAAGUUUAAUACAAUACCUUGCGCUGGAUCUAACAUUUAUUUCAUGUGAACAAAACUCAAUUAGCCAUUACGCCAGAAGUAAGGUGGUGAAACAAAGGAUCAAAAUAUAACAGAUGUAGCAUCUGACCAGGAUGGCUGACACUGAGCCAUCUGAUGUUGUCGACUGUCCUAUUUAUCAUGUGAAAAUUGAACCCAUUGAGACUGAUAUUGAGAUAGAACAGAAUGAAAACGAAGUACCUUCAACAUUCUGGUCCGUUGAGGUGAAGAACGAUGAUAGUAUCUGCAGUUUAGUUGUGGAAAGUGUAUUGGAAGAGCCGGAAUAUAAAGAAUUUUUUCUGGACAGUCAAAUUGAAAUUAAAGAAGAAAACUUAGAAUCCUUGGCAAUACCGUCUGAAGAAAUCAAAACAGAGAAGUUGUCAGUACCUAAAACAUAUGGACCAAGUAGAAGAAAACGUGAGAGUUCCUUAAGCAGUGGAGUGCCUCAAGUGGUAAGUUUUUAUUGAUUAUGUUUUCAAUUCUAAAACUACAAAAUUAUAAGU